Messenger RNA from Melospiza georgiana, 2646 nucleotides. RefSeq names its product farnesyl-diphosphate farnesyltransferase 1 (gene FDFT1). NCBI's taxonomy places the organism in Eukaryota, Metazoa, Chordata, Aves, Passeriformes, Passerellidae. Gene Ontology annotation, biological process: farnesyl diphosphate metabolic process; cholesterol biosynthetic process. The record is from RefSeq and is a predicted model, not a curated record. The coding region runs from base 40 to 1296 and encodes 418 amino acids. The transcript is spliced from 8 exons. Gene Ontology annotation, molecular function: squalene synthase [NAD(P)H] activity. Gene Ontology annotation, cellular component: endoplasmic reticulum membrane.
AGCGCGCGGUGGCGGCGGCGGGGUCUGAGCGCGGCCCCCAUGGAGCUGCUACGGAAAUGGCUGGGCCACCCCGAGGACAUCUACAACCUGCUCCGCUUCAAGAUGGGCGGCUACCGCGCCGUCAUGCCGCGGAUGGACACGGACUCGCUGGGAUGUGGCCUCCGAACCUGCUACCGGUACCUCAACCAGACCAGCCGCAGCUUCGCCGCCGUCAUCCAGGCUCUGGAUGGAGAGCUGCGCCAUGCAGUGUGUAUAUUCUACCUGGUUCUCCGUGCCCUGGACACUGUAGAGGAUGACAUGAGCAUCCCUUUGGAUGUCAAGGUCCCGAUGCUGCACGAGUUCCACUCCUAUCUCUACCAGCCAGACUGGAAGUACACAGAGAGCAAGGAGAAGGACAGGCAGGUGCUGGAAGACUUCCCAACGAUCUCCAUGGAGUUCAGAAAACUGUCCAAGGUCUACCAGGAUGUGAUUUCAGAUAUUUGUCACAAGAUGGGUGUUGGGAUGGCAGAGUUCUUGGAGAAAAAGGUGGAUUCUCAGCAUGAGUGGGACAGGUAUUGUCACUACGUUGCUGGGCUGGUGGGGAUUGGCCUCUCCCGUCUCUUCUCUGCAUCAGAGCUGGAAGAUUCCAUCGUGGGGCAGGACACAGAGCUGGCAAACUCCAUGGGCCUCUUCCUGCAGAAAACCAACAUCAUCCGUGACUACCUGGAGGACCAGAUGGAGGGAAGGGAAUUCUGGCCCAGAGAGGUUUGGAGCAGAUAUGCCAAGAAGCUCUCAGACCUUGCCAAGCCAGAGAACAUCGACGUGGCCGUGCAGUGCCUCAAUGAGCUCAUCACCAACGCCCUCCACCACGUCCCCGACGUCCUCACCUACCUGUCCCGCCUCAAAAACCAAAGUGUCUUCAACUUCUGCGCUAUCCCCCAGGUGAUGGCCAUUGCCACGCUGGCUGCCUGCUACAACAACCAGCAGGUGUUCAGGGGGGUGGUGAAGAUCCGCAAGGGCCAGGCCGUCACCCUCAUGAUGGAUGCCACCAACAUCCAAGCUGUCAAAGCCAUCAUGUACCAGUAUGUGGAAGAGAUCUACCAGAAGAUGCCGAGCACGGACCCCUCGUGCCGCAGGACGCAGCAGGCGAUCGCCGCCGUCCGCGCCGCCAGCCUGCCCGCCGGCCCCAUGGCCUCCCGCCACCACUACUCGCCCAUCUACCUGUCCUGUGCCAUGCUGCUGGCUGCCCUCAGCUGGCAGUACCUCAGCACCCUCUCCAAGGCCACCGAGGAGUACGUGCAGGCAGGGGACAACUGAAGGGCACCGCAGGGUGGGGGGAUGAUGGUGGCAGAUGGGUGGCAGGAGGUCACUCGGUUGUGGGGGUGGCCCAGCACUGGGAUGGUGACAAGGAUGGGACACUGGGGAGCUGCAGCCCCUGGGGUGACAGUGUGGCACUGCUGGAUUCCAUCCUCACUGCCCUUGCUGUCUGCAAAUGCUGACUGGAGUCUCAGUGUUUGGAGUUGAGUGGUUUUUUUUCCCCCAUUCUUUCCUGUUUAACUGAAUAUUUCUGGUGAUUUUAUUUUUGUUUUUUAUUUUUAUUAUUCCUUGAGAUUUGAGGCAUCUUUCCAGCUCACAGCUGAGCAAAACCCUGAAGGUUUUGCCUCCCUUUCUUAAGCAGCCUCUUCUCCCUCACCUCUGGUGCCUGCUCCAUGCUGGAAAGAUGCUGCUUCAGCCGGGAGAGGAAUGUGCUUCCUUAUCCAAGGAAAAAGCUCUGGCCACUUUCUGGCCCUCAGUGAUUGACAUAGUGCAGCCUGGAAGCAGGCAGAUUGCAGCCACAUUUCUGUUGUGCUGAAGGAUGCUGAAAUGAGCCCUUUUAAUGUUAAAUAUAUGAGAGGUGAGGUACUCAGUCCACCUGAAUGUGCCCCCAGCUGAAAGGCAGCUGUGCAGCUGGGACAGAUGGCCCCUGCAGUGACACAGAUCUUGUUUCAGCAGUGGGGAAAUGGUUAAAACGAGAAGGGAGCUGCCAGCACAGCCCUGAGCUCAUAACCCCAGGCCUGGACCCACAGCAGGCUCUGGGCUCUGCACUGACCCAGCCCAGGGCAUGGGUGGCAGAGCAGGGCAGGGGAGGGAGGGUUUGCACCCUGCUGUCCCUCAUGGGAUGCUUUUUUAGGGUGGCUUUGCUCACCCUGGAAGCCAGGAGCGAUCCCUGCCAGGAGCUGGGAAGGCUGGGGCCACCAGGGGGUGACCAGGGCAGGUUUCCCUGACCCACUUGGCUCUGGCUCUGGGUCAGAGUGAUGUGUGAGCUGCAGGAGGCUCCCACUGCUGUCUUCAAACAGGUCAGGCUGGCCUCACAAGAGGAAACAGCACUCUGAAGGCAAGUCCUAUUCUCCUGGGCUGGAUUGUUGUUUGCAAGGUCCCUACCCACCCCCUUCAAAUGCUGCUUUGCUGUCCUGAAGGGAAGGAGAGCUGAAAUCCUGGUCUAGGACAGAGCUGCCAGGUGCAGGGCGGUGGCUUUGCAAGGCCAAGCCCUGGUCAGGCUGUUACUCAGAAGGAGAGCCCCUACUCCACAGUUCCUGGUGUAGAUUUAAGCUGUUGUUCUAAAGAAACUCGUGGUAGCUCUCUUUGUGCAGCUUCCAGUCUUGUUGAAAUUAAAAGUUUUCUUUGGAA